Eucalyptus grandis is the source of this 1539-nucleotide messenger RNA. Its product is annotated as disease resistance protein RGA2-like. Bases 1 to 1539 code for a protein of 512 amino acids. Gene Ontology annotation, biological process: defense response to other organism. Lineage: Eukaryota; Viridiplantae; Streptophyta; Magnoliopsida; Myrtales; Myrtaceae. The record is from RefSeq and is a predicted model, not a curated record. The transcript has a single exon. Gene Ontology annotation, molecular function: ADP binding.
AUGGCUGCUUCCGACAUGACAAGCUGCAUGAUGGUCGCCGGAGCCACCGCCUGGAUCGUGUGGCAGAAACUAGAUAUGUUGCUUCCUGACCCGGUGUGCGUUGAGUGCUUCCGGAUGCAAGCCAGCGCGGAGGACGCCAAGGCGAAGCUGGCCACGAUCCAAGACUUCAUCUCCACUCAAUACGGGCCGUCCAAAACCACGGAGUGGUUGGGGCGGCUCCUCCAAGCCCUGUACUACGCUGAGGAAUUCAUCGACAAAUUCCACCUCAGAGAGGCCCGGGAGAGGCACGAGGCCCUGCGCAUGGCAGCAAGGCCGUUGGCCGCGCUCGUCUCCAAGUGCAAGCUAUGGAGGGACUUGUCCAUUCUUGUAAAAAAGAUGGACGAGUUGUGUGAUGAAAAGUUCUUGAAGGAGGAGGCUGAGGGCAAGAGGAUAAAGGAACCUGCUAUUUCCUCCUCUGCUAGUGUUCCAUGGCAAGGCAAAAAACUGGCGAGGCUGACUAGUUUCUGGGAUGGGCAAGUGCCAACUAACUUCUUAUGUCGCCAGGAUGAGAAAAAUGAAAUAAUGAGUCGGAUCAAAAUCAAAUCGGGUUGGACUGCAUGGACUUCGAUUUGGGGCGAGCAAGGCACCGGCAAGACGUUCCUGGCGAGAUGGGUCUACAGCCAAGUGAAGUACAUGGGCUAUGAGUGGCGCAAUUGGGUCCACGUCUCGGGCUGCUUGGACGAGCGGGAGUUCCUGUUUAAUAUACUGAAGCAAGCCGGGAAGGUAGCGAGGGGCAUGAAAGACAUGGAGAUCAAGGAGAUAAUGAUCAUGCUGCGCCAGGAAUUGACUGAGAAGAAGAAAUUCCUCAUAGUGCUGGAUGAUGUGCGGCCAUCCGACAAGCAACUCCUGCAAGUGUUAGCGAUUAGCAUCCCGCUUUUCUCAGAUGGCCACAUAAUUACAACAACUCAGGACGGCAAGAUAGCCAGGUGGACGGAUACACCCAAGGCAAAUCCGAUCAGUCUAAAAAACUUGAGCAAUGAAGAAAGCCGGAAGAUGCUCGCUUGGAAGCUGCAUGGAGUACCCGAAGCUCAUAGACUCUCAAAGGAGGAGAAGGAUAUCCUAGACAAGUUUCGUGGCUUGCCGCUUCACAUAUCCUUACUUGGCGGGUUUCUGUCAAAUGCUGGAGAGCGUGAACGCACAGCGUUGGCGGAACAGGGUUUCAAGUUUGAUAUACUACAACUGAGUUGCCAUAGAUUGCCGGUCCAUCUAAAACCGUGCUUCAUCUGCAUGGCUUUGUUCCCCGUUGAAUUCCUUAUUCCGACAAGAAGGCUAGUGAGGCUGUGGUUGGCCAAGGGCUUACUGGAUUCGUGUUGUUACGGCAGAGAAAGGGAAAGGAUAAGGCAGCCUGAGGAUGUGGGAGAGACGUUCAUUCUGGAGCUUGCAGAUAGGAACGUGAUCGAUGUAGUGAGCUGGAGGGCGGAUGGAUCCCCCAAAUCUUGCCAAAUGGAUCCCCCAAAUCCGCCCCAUCGCAAUGAGGAUGGGGUUUUUCCACAUACAUGA